Molecule: messenger RNA, 5563 nt
Organism: Carcharodon carcharias (great white shark)
Lineage: Eukaryota; Metazoa; Chordata; Chondrichthyes; Lamniformes; Lamnidae
Product: transmembrane protein 200A-like
Exons: 2
Coding region: 526-1869 (447 amino acids)
Source: RefSeq, a predicted model, not a curated record
UGCGCUGGAAAUGGAUAUUUUACUUAGUGAAGGCGUUACUUACAAAAGCGGAGAAGGAAACUUGGGAUGGCGUUGACGCCUUAAGUACAAAGGUUCAAUCUAAAAACGGGCUUGUAGGAUAGAGAAAGGAAUUACUGGAUCAGGAGCAGUUUCAUCCCCACCACCACUACCACCAGCAACACCCCGGACCUUUCAUUGUCUCUUGUUUCGCUGCGUCCACUUUGUGAUUGACAGGGCGCCAGGGUUUCCAGUUUCCUGUCUAGUUAAUUUCCCUCGUUCAGAGACACUUUUCUUUUGUGGCAGCGGGGUCCAGAAGGGUCCUCUUCGUAAAGCCUUGGGAUGUGCGCAUUAAACCACGAGGAAUAAUUUGUCAACGUUAGCAGCCGCGACAUGGAGCGGUUGGGAAGUCCCAUGUGAAGCCGAUUGCCAGCGAAAUGCUCAGCCUGAAUCGACACCCAUCCGAGGAGCAAUGAGAGAAUAAAAUUCAUCGAGAGAGAGAGAGAAGUGAAACUAAAACCAGCCAACAUGACGACCACAUUUGAAGACUCAGCUAUAAAGAGCCACGAAAGCUUCAGCUGCCAACCAGACAUCCCUUCGCCUCCUAAAGCGUCUCGGCCAAAGUACAGAUCCAGAGAUAAUAAAGGUGUCAAAGGGAAAAUCAAAAUGCGCUCUCCUUCUGGGCUUUUCAUUAUAUUCGGACUGUUUAUUGUCUUGGUGGGGAUCGCGAUCGCAGUUGUUGGCUACUGGCCGCAUAAGCACAAUUCUUGGGUGUCAGUGACUCAGCAAGGAACAAACUCCAGUGAAUCGAAUGUUGUGACUCAGCGCGUAAGGGUAAAGCUUCAAUCUCAACCUCUGCUAAAGCAUGAGAAGUUGAAGCUGAUUGGACCACUGAUCAUGGGUUUUGGAUUGUUCAUAUUCAUCUGUGCAAACACGGUGUUACAUGAAAACCGGGAUAGGGAAACAAAGCUUUUAGCACAGAGAAAUAUUUAUUCUAUGGCUGGUCACGUUUGUGAUGGAGAGAAUAAAGAACCAAAACAGAUUCAACAUGGUCCCAGUCCUACCUCCACAGAUACCAAUUUUAGAUGUCUAGAACAGUGCUGUGCUACUGAAAAAGCCUGCAGGAUAAUACAUGGCCACACAAGCCCUCAAAGUACAGAUAUAUGGGCAGAUUGUCACAGGUCGUCUGUUAAACAUAAAAUGACUGCCCAGCUGCUGCAUCACAAAAGGCCUUCCCCAUCCAUCUCUCUUCAUAGUGUACAGUCUGACUCCUGCAACUCCAGUGAAAGAAACCUCAACGUCCCCUUGAACUGUGGCUCUGACUCCUCAGUUUCCACAUCAGUCGUAUUACCAGUUAUUAAACUCAACAACUGCAUCAUUGACACUCCUGAUAUUACUGCUGUGGUGGAAGACGUUGAACUGGACCAGAAAGUGGUCAUGAUCUCCACCGAAGACUUAAGCCAGCUGCAGAGCUAUGGGUACAUUCGGUCUAGUAGCAUUCGCAGUGCUGAUGAUGCGACCAGGGUUGUGGACAUGGACUAUUCCUUGCCCAGUAAAUCAUUUUCCACCAGGUUUAUUGGGAAGUUGCUGUCUCCAGGCAUCGCCAGGAAAGUGUACGGUUCAGACAUGCAGCUUCACACAACAUGUAGCUACUCCAAGUCAUUUGACCUUGGGAAGGAUGCGAGUAAGCUCAGUGAACAGAAAGGAGAACGGAAGCAUAGGAGCUGGCCACGCUUGGAUUGCAAUUACAUUAAAAGGUAUCUGAAACUGGAAAACAGAGAAGACUCUGUGGACAGAUUACUUGAACAGAUUGAACGCGAGUAUGCAAGUGAAGAACAGAACAUUCAGGAGCUCAGCAACCCAAAGGAAUGAAAAACAUAAAAGAUGGCUGUAAAUUGGAAGAUUAGAAAUGUAAUGUGGGUUUCAAAUAUUUUAUCCAGGUAAUCAUUUCUGUGAAACCAUCAGUUGGGUACAGUUAAAAAUCUCCUUAGCUGACAGGAACUUAUUGACAAAACUAAUGCCCCAGUUUUGGUUCUUGUUGUAAUUAAACCAUCUUAUAUUUGGUGGGCUACUUGUUGAUCUCUACAGACUUUAGGGUUCAGGUGAGCAAUUGCAGCAAGCAGUGUUGUUCCUUCAGACAGAUAAAACUGUCACCCAUUUCUGACCUGCUGGAGGGUUUUAAAUGACUGCAAGGCUUCAGAGGAAAUUAACUCUACUACCUAUUGCUCAACUGAAUAAAGUUUUUCCUGCGCUCCUAAUACUUGUCCCAAUGUAGUCAGAACCUCUUCUCCCGUGAUUUUCUUUCCUAUUCCCAAAUGGUCAUUUCAGGAGUGGAGCAAUACUCCCUCCUUUUCUUAGUCCACAAUGGAUGGGGUCAGCUCCUAUCUUGAUGCUAACAAGAUUUGUCUCGAUGCUAGCCCCUUUGACUCUUCAAACGUUAAUAAGCUCUCUGACUACUCAUUCAAGAUCAAAUCAUGAAUAAAUAAGAGCUUUUACAUUGUGAAGACUGAAGCCAUGCUAUUUGGCUUCUCCCAAACACUCCAUAUCUUAUCUCUGACAUUUGUUGCCCCUCCCCAGCUGCUCAAUUACCCUGAAUCAGAUCCUGUGUCUUAUUUGACCCCAAACUGACCCUCAACCUCCUACUUUCUAUCCACUAAUAAAAUUAAUUGUUUCCACCUCUCUUACAUUGCCUGAUUGUGCUCUUAACUCAUCUGUCAUUUCUGCCUGUUGCAUCCAUCAUUGCUUCAUACUCUGCUCACUGACCUCCCGAACUCCAUCUUACAAAGCCCUCAGGUAGUGCAACACUCUGCAUCCGCAUUCUUCUCACACCAUGCCCGACUUCUGUCACCCUUUACUUAUCAACAUCCAAUGUUCUAUUCCAGAUAGCCAGGAAGUAAAGGAUGGAACUGGAGUCUAAUCUCUACACAUUUAUAACCUUUUAUUUACAGAGACACACAUUACAAGCAUAGGCCUCCUAACCCAACAACCACAGUUUCACUCUGCUCCUCUUUAUACCUCUUUUGAAGAACCCAUAAAGAGUUAAGUAUCCCACUGGAAUUUAAUAAAAAAAACUAUUUUAAAGGGAAUUUAAUAGCUCAAAUUAAAAUUAUGUUCCCCGGGGUGGGUUGAUGCACUCCAGCCCUCUGGUGCCCACCGUUCAUGUGAAGCCUGAAGCAGACUGGCAGACACUGCAUACUCUCUCUCCAGGGACACUUAGGCAUGGAGGUAGCUGCAGAAGAGAGGAAGGCAGUCCAGCUGUAUGACCUCCAUGACUGCCCACUGUCUGGACCUGUUAAUGGCCCACCACCCUUGGCCAGGCCCAGGAGCAGUCCCACAGGAAGGUCUCCCGAUCUUCCCACUCCCCUCUGCACUGGGUGGUCAAAGAUCAGGAGCGUGGGACUGAAGUACCGGAAAUUGAGGAGCAGCCCCUUCAAAGAAUGAAGAGGGACUGCAGCCUCUCUCAGUCCACACAAAUAUGAAAUACAAAAUAGGAGAAAUUACAGGUGGCCCGGAGUCUGUGAAUCGGCUUAAUCAUCUAUUUUAUGGGACUGCCAUGUGCAACACCCUCCACACCCUGUCCCUGUUUGUAGGAGCCCAGGUGAAUCUCCAGUUAAUGCCCAUCACCUGCAUAUAAUUCAUAGAAUGGUUACAGCGCAGGAAGUCAUUUGGCCCAUUAUGUCAGGACUGGCUUUCUGCAAGAGCCAUUUCCCUAGUGCCUCUCCCCUGUCUUCUCCCCAUAGCCCUGCAAAUCUUUCCUUUUCAGAUAAUGAUUCAAUUCCCCUCUGAAAGCCAUGAUUGAACCUGCCUCCACCACGCUCUCAGGCAGUACAUUCCAGAUCCUAAUCACUUGCUGCGCAAAAAUAUUUUUCUCCAUGUCACUGCUGUUUCUUUUGUUAAUUGCCUUAAAUCUGUGCCCUCUGGUUCUCAAUCCUUCCAGCGGUGGGAACCAUUUCUCUCUAUUGACUUUGUCCAGAUCCCUCAUGAUUUUGAAUACUGUUCCCUUAUCAACUCUCCUCUCAACCUUCUCAUCUCCAAGAACGGUCCCAGCUUUGCAAAUAAAUACUCAAUUACUAUACAAUUAAUAUCCAUUUGUUCCUCAUUCCCAAACGAGGAUGACGAUUUAAAAUUCAAAAUAAUCUGCAGCCUUGCCCUUUCCCAAAGUCUCCUGCAGCACUAUGUUUGUGAAGCUGAUCUCUGCUCUUCUAACACUGGCUUCCUGAGCAGCCCCUCCUCUCACUCCAUCUUCAUUGAAAGAUCCUCCAGCUGUCUACCCUGGAACUUGUUUCUUAAACAUCUCUAAUUGGGGCAUUUUACCACUUUGAAGGCACGAGAUAAAUACAAACUGUAGUUCUAGGAGAAAAAGUGCCUGAUUAUUGCUACAACACUCAUUCACUUGUUUACUGCUUCAUUGUGAUGUUGUCACUUCUGAUGGUUCCUUCAGCUGUGUGGAUGAAUGAGCAGAAAGAACACUGGCUCCUCAGUGGGACCCUGGCAUCAAUGCUAUUUGCAGCUUGAUGAGUUUUCAGGUAGUUAAUUGAACAAAGGCAGGUGGGUUUAUGUUCUUUCGAGAGAUGGCUGGGGGAGGGGGGACAUCCCACUUAUAGUAUGUCUUAUAUAGAAGUCCUGUUCAAAUAUGUGACAGAACUUGUCUAAGGUGCACAGUCUAAAGUCCAUCUGUACGGGGAAGUGUUACAUUGACUCAAGUACAAAUCCAGCAAGCAUACAGGUACAUUCUGCAAAAAAAAGAAACUUUAACCAUAAAAAGUUGUUCAGCUUAAAAUGUACUUCAUUAUGCACAUAUUGACAGUUAUAUUUUUGGACUAGUAACAUUGUUGAGAGGCUCUAUUAGAUGUAAGUUGCCAUUGUUACUUGAGCACACCUUGAAGACUUGCAUAUUUUAAAUUCCAUAUCCUUUGCAGUGCUCCUUCAUCAAAUAUUGGUCUUUUUAUAAAGCCUUAUGAUCUUUAGUUUACCGUUGAGUAAAAUGAUUGCUGGGAUAACAUAUAGCCAUUUAUUCAACUGAAAAACGAUGAUAUCUUUCAUACAACCACAGUCUUAUAUUUAAAACAAAAUCCUUCUCUAAUGUACUGGAAAAUGACCUUGAUCCUGCAUCCAAUCAGGUGAACUACCUCUACUCAAUCUCUUGGUUAUUUAUUGCAAUUUGGAAACAGUUCAAAAAACCUGCACCUUUAAAACAAAUUCCAGCUGUUUUACCCAACAUCUGGUGUAAGUGAGUCUAUCAUGAUACCUGCUUCAAAUUAUUACCAGGCUGAAUAUUGUUUGGGCCCAGAGUGCAACAUAUUGAGAAUGUAUUGCACACGAGGCGUAUACUUUAUGUUUUCCGUUACUGAAUUUGAAGGAGCAAAUUUCGAUGUUGAGUGACAAAAGAUAAAACGUUCUCGUUACAGAUGUGCAUCACUCCAAUCUUCUGUUAGCUUUUCAAUACCCUGUUGACAUGUGACACUCAGUAGAGAAGCUGACAGUAGGUACCAGGCCCAAAUAUUUGUAACCUGUUUUUAUUUAGCAACAUUACUUUUAUUCUUACCUAAUAAAACCAGAAGCAAGA